This is a messenger RNA of Ipomoea triloba (trilobed morning glory), 1087 nucleotides long. RefSeq lists its product as uncharacterized. NCBI's taxonomy places the organism in Eukaryota, Viridiplantae, Streptophyta, Magnoliopsida, Solanales, Convolvulaceae. The coding region runs from base 204 to 605 and encodes 133 amino acids. The record is from RefSeq and is a predicted model, not a curated record. The transcript is spliced from 2 exons.
AAUCCCUAAUCGGCUUCAGCUUCUCCGAUGCCGACGCCCGGCGAUUAACACAAUAACACAGUUUUCCACUCUCCUUCACGGCCUCCGGCAGUCCGACCGACGACCUCGAUCCUCUCGGCUCUCACCUCACCUCAGCCUCUCCCGGUAUCCCCUUAGCCACUCAGCCAUCUGCUGCUCUGCGCCUGUCAGUAAGAAAAGGACUAAUGGCGGGGAAAGUAGUAAAGUCUAUAGCAAAAGCUGUUUCUGAGUACCAAUACCCGCUGCAAGAUAAGUUGGCAAAAUACAAGAAUGAGCUCUCAAAGGGAGUUUGGGGUUAUUGGGAACUUGGAGCGUGGAAGCCUCUGGGCAUCAGUGCUCGUAGGCGAGCCCAACUGCGCAAAGAAGUUCUACUUGCUGGACAAGAUUGGCCGUACGAUCCAGAAAGGAAGGAAAUGCGAAAGAAGCAGAAAGGGCAUAAAUGUGACAGAAUCGCAGCGGAGAAGCGCGCAAAGACAGCUGAACUAAUGCAGCAAAUGCCUAAAAUGUUGGCAGAUUAUAGGAAGAGAAGAUGGGAGAGAAAGAUGAAAGCCGAGGAAGAUGCUGCUAGAAAAGCAGUCCAAGAGUAAAGCUCAGAUCAUUUUGUUUUUUGGGGAGGAGGGAGGAGGGGGUACCCAAAACACACAGAAGCUCGAACGUCCCUCCUCCAAUUGGCUAAUAAUCUCCCAUGGCGGUUCUUGAAGCUAGAUCCAAUUGCACUUUUACUAGGGUCCAUCUUGGCAAGCCAAUCAGCAAUAGUGUUAGAACCACGGGGAGAAUGGUUAAUCUUCACCUCCCAAUCCUGAAGGAUCCAGUCCUAACAAGCUCGAAUAAUGUUCCCACAGGGACCUUGCGGAUCUGGUCCCUAUUUAAAGCUCAGAUCAUUUAUAGUUGAUGAAAGAUGAACCUAUUUUGGAUUGCUUUCCUCAGGAAUUGCAUAUUUGAAUGAUCUUUUUUGCAUCUUGUUUGGUGAUAAGUAAUUACUCCCUCCAUCCCAAAAAUAUUGUUUGUUUUUAUCAUGGCUUCAUUCAAUAGUAAUAAUAGAGUGCAAUGUCAUGUGGGAUAGACAAUA